AUGAGCGCACCGGAGAGCCUGAUAGUGUCUGGUGAUAACGCGUUGAUUGCGGAAGAGCGCAUCUGCUUGUCGUUGUCAGCUGUGGCGAACAGUGAACUGAGUGUUUCACGGAUCGGUUCAAUUUACAACAAAGCGGAUAGCGCAUUCAUUGCUCGUUACGUGUCUCUGUUACUGCUUAGUUUCUUCCAGAUUGGCGUAUCGGUUCACGAUAAAAGUACUCCGUUACGUGUGCUUCUCAAUACUGCGACGCAUGCGUUAGGACCUGCACGAUCGUUUGGCGCCGUUCUUCUUGGAUAUCUUGGUCCACUGUUUUUUCGAUUUCUAAUUCUGAAUUAA
Gongylonema pulchrum is the source of this 336-nucleotide messenger RNA. NCBI's taxonomy places the organism in Eukaryota, Metazoa, Nematoda, Chromadorea, Rhabditida, Gongylonematidae. The record is from the annotation of a GenBank genome assembly.